Molecule: messenger RNA, 3489 nt
Organism: Fusarium poae
Lineage: Eukaryota; Fungi; Ascomycota; Sordariomycetes; Hypocreales; Nectriaceae
Gene: TOF1
Product: Topoisomerase 1-associated factor 1
Exons: 3
Coding region: 1-3489 (1162 amino acids)
Biological process (GO): DNA repair; replication fork arrest; DNA replication checkpoint signaling
Cellular component (GO): replication fork protection complex
Molecular function (GO): DNA binding
Source: RefSeq, a predicted model, not a curated record
AUGGAGUUGGCAGACGGGUCAACAGAUAUUGUGCACCCCGAGGUGCGAGCGCACAUCAGCAGUCUUGUCUCUGCCCUUGGAGGUAUUAGUGUCGAAGACGAUGGCCGUUACGAACUCGGAGAUGACGCUUUUGCUGUCAUCCGUGAUCUCAAAUCAUGGAUACGUUUCUACGACGAAAAGACAAACCGAAUGGACGUUGCGCGAUGCAUCUACGAAGCGAACCUGAUCGAGGGUGACUUGCUCCCCAUUCUUGCGACAUGGCCCGAAAAUGCCACGGAUAGCAAAUACAAAGCGAAAAUAGCCCUUGCUUGCUUCGAACUCAUGGUACCCCUUACCUGGCCUAUGGAGAAAGACAGAGAACGCAUGACGGUCAACCACCAUCGACACAUGCCCGUUUUGCAGCUGGCGCAAGUCGGAUACAAGCGAGCCAUCAUCAACUUCGACGGAGCUCGCAUACUUCACACAGCUGUGCGAGUGGCGCUUCCUUCCAUGGCCAUUCCAAUCAGCGAUCGAACACAGCGUGAUUCGGGCAUCAUCAAGCUUGUCUUGUUCUUUCUCCGGAAUGUUGCCAUGAUAGAGCCUCCACCUAACGUUAAGUACGAAGGCGACGAGUCUCAGAUAUCCAGGUCUGCUACUAUCGAUGCGUUUUCAUACCAGGACAUCUUUCUCGUGCUCCUGACCCUUGCUUCCAACAUGGGAGAAGAUUUCCGAACCGAGGAUACGACUGUUAUGGAGAUUAUAUACCACUUGGUGAAGCAAGUCGACUCGGAGAAGCUAUUCAUGAACGAGCGACAACUGAGCAAGGCUAAGGCUGGAGAACUGGCUAGCAUGAUGAGCAAGGAAGAGUCUAUGCUGAAGGCGUACAACCGAAAGGGUCCCACUCGUCACAACCGAUUUGGUACAAUGAUUUGGGUGAAGAGAGAGGACGGCAAGAUGUCAUCGCUUUCAGGGCAGGAUGCGCUGGCCGAUGCGUCAUUAAGAAACCAGAAAAUGGAUAACUCAAAGACUUAUCGGCCUCCUCGUCGUCCACGAAAGGCCACUAAGGAUGACAAGGAUCUCGGACUACCAGCCAAGUUAAACUCUCGUGCCUACGACCAGCUACGAUCGUUCGUGGAGGAGUUCCUCGACUCAGGUUUUAACCCUCUGUUCCAACAUGUCCGCAAGACAAUCGAUCGGGAGGCACCACAUGUCAUGCCUUAUCAUCGUCGCCAAUUCUUCUAUCUGGUGUCGUGGUUCCUGGAAGCCGAGCGCAUGAGACGAAAGUCAAAGAAGCAAUCCGGAAAAAACACAAGCGAGGAUGUCAGCAGUUUCAAUCUUAUCGCGGGUGUUCUUGACCAGGAAAUGUUCAUCACUCUUACCAGAGCCCUGCACGAGUCAAUUGAGAUGAAGGACUGGAAUGAACUAACAGCCAUCAUGCGAUGCUUCACCCAAAUUCUUCUUACUGUUCAAGAAAUGUCUGCGUCAGGGAAUGAAGACGACGAAGAGAUCGCUGAGAACGUGCUCAGCCGUCUGUUCUACGAAGAGGCAACCCACGACGCAAUUGCUAACAUCAUCAGAAACUACAAAGAUCAAGGCUUCAACUAUCUCGACGCUGCCACGGAACUCGUACACCACUUUCUCCGUAUUCUCGAAUCGUACUCUAAACAAAACAUCGACAUGCAAGUUCGUUCGCGGCAGCGCACUAGACGAAAGAAGAAGGCAGCACAAGAUGCUGCAGGCCUCGAAAACGAUGUUGACGAGAACGACGGCUCAGACAAUGACGCUGAAUCCGCUGAGAAGAGCACCAAAGAACGCAAGUUCGACUUUUCUCGUUUUGCCAACCGGUUCACACCUCAAAAUGUGGUUGAUACAUUCGUCACUUUUACGAAAUACUACCGUGAUCUGACCGAUGCACAACUGAAGCGAGCUCACCGAUACUUCUACCGUAUAGCCUUCAAGUCGGAAGCCAGCGUAAUGUUGUUCCGCGUGGACAUUAUUCAUCUCUUUUACAAUAUGAUCAAGGGUCAGGCUGCGCUUGACAAGUCUUCUAGUAUGUUCAAGGAGUGGGAAGAGCUAGUGAAGCAAAUCCUCAGAAAAUGCUUCAAAAAGCUCGAGCAACGCCCAGAGCUACUCGUAGAGAUGCUCUUCAGCAAGACAGGAAGCACCGCCUUCUUCCUCGAGUACGGUUAUGAAAGACAAACGGUCUCCGCAGUUAACAAAGCCAAGCCUGGAGCUGAGUUGGCUUUCAAGAACACCGAAGAAUUAGACCGCCAAAUUGCCAUCGUGGUGGGUGCUAUGCUAGACAAGAAUCAAGCAGACCAUAUUACGUGGAUCAAGAAGAUUCUCGGCGAGGUCGAGAGCGAACGUCGAGCCUUUGCAGCUGCUGAAGAGGCAAGGGCAUCGAUUGAACCUCCGCGAGAGGAUCCGGAAGAGGAUUCAGAAGCACAACCAGUAGAGUCUAGAUCGAAGUCACCACCUAUUUUCUUUGUUCGCCCGGAUGAUAAGGACCGCCGGACUGCCAUGUUCAAGAACUCUCAUAUGCGACUUCUGAUGAACCUUACUGGUAUUACACUGUUGGGCUCAGCCGCGGACGAGACGCCUGAAUCUGUUUGGAUUGUAUCUUCAGAAGUGUCGGCAGAUGCUCUCAAAGAUGCCAUCCACUAUAUCAACCAAGCCGAAUUUAACCCACCAACAUUCGAGGAAGGCGUUCUCGCAGAGCACCAGCUAAAACGCAAAAAUGUUCCACGACAAAAGGCAGCCUUCGAUGACGACGGUGAAAGCUCCGAUGACGGUGGAAUGUACAAGAUCAGUGGCCCUACAGUGCGCAAAGUCAUCGACGAUGAUGGCCAGCCCAAGAAAUCGCCCAGGAAAAGAAAGCCCCGGAAAGAACUCACCGAGGAGGAGAAGAAAGCAAGGCGUAAAGAGAUUCUUAGACGCCGGAGGGCAACAGUCGCGAAAUACAAAUCAACAGAGCAUGUUAGCAGGGAAGACGACGAAACCGACUCGGAGGCCGAUGAAGCUUUCUUUGCCCAAGAACGCGAGCAAGCAAAACGUGCACCAGUCAAGUUGAUUGCUGCGGGAAUCGCUGCAAAGCAGAAGCCUGCGAAAAAGGUCCCGAGAAAGCGUGCAGCUACUGAAAGUGAAUCAAGUAGUGAAGAAGACUCGAAUGCUAGCACAGAUAACGAAGAUGAAGAUGAAGAUGAAGACGAGGAUGAAAACGAGAACGACGCUGGUUUGGACUUUAUUAGCAAGGCAAUGAAUGGUACUCUCGAAGAUGAGGAGAUGGGAGGAACGUUACCAGAUGGCAGUGAUGGCGAGAGUCGAAAGAGGAGACGUCUGAGUGAGGAGAAAACACAGCCUAGUGAGGACCAGCAAAUGGGUGGAAUGGACAACAGCAAGGCAGACGAGGAUGAGGAUGAAGAUGAAGACGACGACGUACCUGUUGUUUCCCGAAGACCUCGAGCUCGAGCAGGUCCCUUCGUUAUGGACGAUGACGACGAUGACGAGUAG